Molecule: messenger RNA, 2567 nt
Organism: Balearica regulorum gibbericeps (East African grey crowned-crane)
Lineage: Eukaryota; Metazoa; Chordata; Aves; Gruiformes; Gruidae
Source: RefSeq, a predicted model, not a curated record
AGUCGGAUGUCUUUGAAAUUGUUCUCCCGAUCACUGUCUUUGUGCUGAGCGACGAUGAUUUUCUCCAAGAUGACGCUGAGGAGCAAGCAGCGUUGGUUCCCGAGUUGAAAAAGGAGGACGAGCAGGAUGUUAACUUAAACAAUAGCGUUUUUCUAGAAAGUAAUGUGAUGCCUUCAAAUGACAGUAAUGGUUUAAGCAUCUGUGAAGAAAACAAGACUGCUUCAAAUAAGGAUAAUAAUAUGAAAUACUCUGAAGAAAAAUGUGUUGCCGAGAGUGUGUGUAACAGAUCAAAAUCAUCUUUAAGUGACUGGUGCGAUACGGGCACAGAUGAAUACAGUCAGAAUUAUGUGUUGCCUACAUCAUCUUGCAAAACAGAGCUUACAGAGAUAAAUGAAAGCAGUGACAGAAAAGAAUAUGAUGGUGAUGAUGGCUUUCAGAAGAUUCCUCCUCCUCUCUCCUCUGCUGGCAAUGAGGGUAGAGAUGAGAUCGUCAAGACAAGCAGGCAGGUGACGUUGGCAGCAAUAUCCAAACAUGAAGAGGAACUUGUGAGCGUUGCAAGUGUUCUUUCUGAUGGCAGUCAAGAAAAACAACCAGAAAUCCACAAAGAGAUGGAGACAGUUGUUGAAAUGGAAGAUCCUGAUUCUUCAAAGAAUGGAGACAAUGAAGCUAAUAACAGAAGCAAAUCUGAAGAUGAAACUCAGACUUUUAUUCAUCACAUGAAGGGACAUAAAGAGAGACCACCUUACCAGUGUCCUCAGUGUGACUACUCCUGCAUUAGUUUAUCCUACCUGAUAAAUCACACCUACUGGCAUGCUGGGUACAAGCUGUACCAGUGCAGGUUUUGCACCUUUUUUUCAUUAUAUUUUGCAAGCAUGGUGAGGCAUAGCUACAUACACACUGGGGCUAAACCAUAUUCCUGUGAGUUCUGCCAGUCAGCGUUCACGAGCACCACUGGGUUAAAGAGACACAGGAGAUUACAUGCAGGCAAAGAAAUGUGCCAAGGGCAGCAACUCGACUUCGUAAGUGGAAGAAAGAGAACUCGAAGACCUUUAAAGAAUUACACGUGUGAUGAGUGUAAUGUAGUGUUUUACACUAGAGGACAUCUCAGCUUUCAUAAGAAAUUUCAUGAACAGUUUAAGGCUACUGCUAAUGGUUAUACAAAUCAGAGCAAUGAAUAUCACAAAGGCAAAAUACGUGAAGUUGGCAGUGAUUCCCAGGACCAUGUUUCUCUGUCUCCUGCUAGUAAAAAAAAUGAUUGUCUCAGUGGGGGAAUGCUGGCUUCAGAAGUAGGCUUUAAGCAGGCAGGUGAUGUGCGGGACAAUAAGAAAAUGUGCUCUCAAAAGAAAUUCCCUGAAAACAGCCAUGGAAGCAACAGCUUACCUAUUAUUGGGAAUAGAUCAGACAUUCCUCUGAAUUCAUACAAACUGGACACUGUCAUUUGCGAAGAGGAAGCUCUCUUCAACUCCAGGGCCUCUCGUUCACAAGCUCAGGAUGAUGAUGCAUAUCAUAAAUUUGUGGAAAACUUGAAGGAUACCUGGCCUGCUAAUUGGUCUACGUUCAAAACGUACAAGUGCCAACACUGCAGUUAUGCUACCACUGUUCAUAGCGACUUUAAGCUGCACCUAAAAAUACAUACAGAUGAAAGACCAUUUGUGUAUAAAAAAUGUAAUAAGACAUUUAAAACAUCAAACCAUGUGCAGAAGCACAGCCUUACUCAUGUAAAGAACAGAUACGAGUUUGGCCAUUGCUUCUAUGUAGAUAGCCGUUCAGAGAAUCUUGAAUUGCAUCAUGAAACGCAUGUAGGCAUGUGUCCAGAAAGAGAUUUCGGUUCCUCGGAAGGUUCAAACAGCGUCCAUUCCUUGCUUGGUUCGGAAGUCUGUGGAGUACAGCCAGAUGUCCAGAGGGGCAAAGAAAAUGAUGUGCUAGCACAAAGUCAACGACGAUUCUAUCAGUGUGCAGAGUGUGAGUACGCUACUUACAUUUUAAGCAACCUUGAACUACAUGUAAGAACUCACACAGGUGAGAAACCAUACAGCUGCAGUGUUUGUCAGAAGAAGUUCCGUACUUCCAGUCACCUGAAAAGACACAGUAUCACGCAUUUUAAUAUAGAGCAUCUCAAGUGCAGGAACUGUGACUAUUCAACAAACAAAUGGCUGUCUUUGAAACAGCAUCUGGCUUCACACUCGUGUGGGGAAAGCUCAUCUACUGGCUGUCUCUACGAUCAGAAGCAGCUACCUGUCAAAACGUACACGUGCGAAGAGUGUGGCUAUUCCACGGCCCACAAUGGAAACCUGAAGCCACACUUGAGAAUUCAUACAGGGGAAAAGCCAUUCAAGUGCAGUCAGUGCGCUGUUGCUUUCCGCACAUCCAGCCAUCUGAAGCGCCAUUUACUGACUCAUUUGAAGUUGCGCUGCAGAAGGUGUAGGUUUUCGACAGCAGAUAAACAGGCUUUCCAAAAGCAUGUAAAAACACACAAAAAAAAGUACAAGUGUGGAAAGUGUAAUGUGAUGCUGUCUACCAAAAAACUUCUGGAAAAGCAUAAGCGUCAACAUAAGCUUGGAAUAUAA